UUUUCCUUUCUACUCAGGUUUUGCCUGGAAUUAUGAGAUUCUUGUAUUGACUCUUCCAUUUUGGCAGUAACCAUUAUAAAGAGAUUUUAAAAUAUUCUGAGGAAUUUGUUAAGAGUUUCAAUGAAGGAGAUGGAACUGAAGGAUUUGCAAUCUGAUCUUGAAGCUUUAAGAAAAUUAUAUGGACUUCUGCAGUGUGGUGGGGAUGUUCAAAGCAAUGUGGUUUUAGGUGAAAGGUCAAAGCUCUUACUAAAGGAUCUCCUAGAUGGUGCUACAGAGAGGGUUUUGGAGACGCAUAAAAAGAUAGUAGCAGCAGCAGAACAUGGUGUCUGUGCCACAUCCUGCUCUUCUGAAUCAGAAAAAUGCAGGGCUGUGCCAGAGUCUCAGCCUUCUGUCUUGCCAUAUGAAUUAAAAGCUGCACCAGGUGUAGUUCGGAACUCCAUGAAAGAAUCAAAUCACCAUGCAGUUAGAUCACCAAAAGAUGAAGAUUGUUCCAAUAAGCUAACAACCCAACAAGUUGUCUCACAGCAAUCUAGACUGAGCUUUUCCUUGGACAAACCAGAAAAUAGAAAGAAAUGUAGUGAGUUCAGCAAGCAAAGCAGUAUGAAGCAGCAGAGUACAGCCAGGUUUCUAAGCAGAGACUCUAGGCAUCAAAGUCAGCGACGUGAUCCUCUUGGCCAUUUUUAUCAAGCCAGUGGGGAUGAAAGGAACUUGUUAGAGAGAAAUGAAAAUUGUAUGAAGCUAGUGAAAAGCAAUGAAACAAUGAGGCAGAUAAGCCUUGGCAGAUUCAAAGCUAUGCCCAGUAUAGUCGGUUCAGUUGCUGGCUCCUCAAGAUCUCUAGCUUCUGGAGAUAAUAUUGCUAAACAGAAUGAGAAAAAAGGGGAGGCAGCAAAUAAUUUCUCCAAAGAUGUAGAUAAUGUAGUCAAGCACAUUGAAUCCCACAUUUCAGCUUUGCGUUUGUGUUCUAAGUUGGCGGAUGCUACCAAAGGUGCUGUGCCACAUGGUUUGUGUGAUAUGCCUACAUCAGUGUGUCCUAUGGUACAGGCAAAAGAGCAUUUGGUUAAAAAGAAUGAACUGAGCCAUAGUGUUGAGCCUUUUUCAGAUAAGGAUGAGUUACUGCUAAUUCAGCUGGAGAAUCAAGGAAAUGGUAAGAAAGAUGACUCACAUGGGAGUCAUCAGGUAUUAGGUCAAAGUGAGAACGACUUGUUGGAGGAUAUAACGAGCAAAAAGAGAAGGAUUCAGCAGAAGGAGCUAGGUCAAACUUCUGAGCAUAUUGUGAGUACUGAUAGGCUGAAGAAAAUGGUCGGUAAUCAGAAUGUGAAUGGCAUGGUAGAAGCAGGUGAUCAUAAACAAAGUCACACUACAAGCUGCUAUGUUCACGGGUUAAGGGUUCCAAUUAAGCAGGAUAAUAUCACCAAGAGGCCUCCCAUGCCUGUGAAAAUGCCCUAUCUGAUCCCAACGAAUAAUGGGGGGAAAGAACCGACACCGAAGAUAGGAAAAUUGAGGCCUUCAAUACCAUCUCAGUCAGCAGGAUCCAAGGCUUCAGUUAGGCCUAUUAGUGAUAAGAAAGGCCUGGCACGUCAGAUUCUAUGCAAGCAGAAAGAAGGGGGUAUGGGAAUUUUGCACAAUAAGAUUCUAUUGCAUCAGCAAGACUCUGAGGAUUCUGCUACUGCUGGCAGUGGCAGCAGUGACAGUGAGGCUUAUUCUUUGCCCAGUCGGGACAGUGCAUCUUCAGUAUCCAGGAGACUUGCUCAUGGAGCAUAUGAAGAAUCAAGUAGCAGUGAUUACAGGGAUGUUGGUGAGUCAAGUAGCAGUGAUUACAGGGAUGUUGGUGAGUCAGGUAGAUCGUAUCCUACCAGAACACACAAAGCAAUCCGUCUGGUAAACUCUGAUCCUGACAAAGCCAAGGGAAGGCUUGGACGGUUGAGGAGGUUUAAGAACAAGUUAGGGCUAAUUUUUCAUCACCAUCACCGUUCUAAUCACAAAGACAGCGGUGAUCAUUCCAGGGAUGUUCACACCAAAUCCAAAUGGACUCAUCUGCACAAGGUUUUUCAUCCUAGAAACAGACAUCAAGUCCAUGAUAAAAUAAGAAAAGCGAGGGGGAGUAACGUGCCAGUGAAGCAUCAGGGAGGGCAUUUUCAUGCAUUGGUGGAAGGAUUGAUGCAGCACCUUAAGCAUUCAAAGAAAUCAAAGCCUUCCAAAGGUGGGAUUGGAUGGCCAGCGAAUGGCCAAGAUGUCCAUAAAAACAGGAAGGUGAAGCAAAUACAUUGGUGGCAGAUGUUUCAGCGCCAACGUGGAGUCAAAUUACCCAAUAAAAGGCGUGUCAAGAUAGGGUUUAUGAGUAAAAAGCAGCAACUUAGGGUACCUAAGUUGAGAUACCAAACAGUACGGCAGGGUGACAUCAUGUACUGAAAUUCUUUUGAG
Theobroma cacao (cacao) is the source of this 2421-nucleotide messenger RNA. RefSeq lists its product as uncharacterized. NCBI's taxonomy places the organism in Eukaryota, Viridiplantae, Streptophyta, Magnoliopsida, Malvales, Malvaceae. The record is from RefSeq and is a predicted model, not a curated record.